Phytophthora infestans T30-4 is the source of this 966-nucleotide messenger RNA. RefSeq lists its product as uncharacterized. NCBI's taxonomy places the organism in Eukaryota, Oomycota, Peronosporomycetes, Peronosporales, Peronosporaceae. Gene Ontology annotation, cellular component: dynein complex. Gene Ontology annotation, biological process: microtubule-based process. Gene Ontology annotation, molecular function: dynein light intermediate chain binding; dynein intermediate chain binding. The coding region runs from base 1 to 966 and encodes 321 amino acids. The transcript is spliced from 3 exons. The record is from RefSeq and is a predicted model, not a curated record.
AUGGUCUUCAGUGGAGCCGUUUUCCAGGUCUCCAAGGCCCCCGCGGCAUCCGUGGCCAUCCAGGUGGCUGCUAAGAAGGCGGUGAAUGAUGCUGCCAAGAAGACAUCGAGUAUCCGGGAGUUUGCAGCCGAGCUGCAGAGCCGACUGGAGCCGUCAUUAGGUUCGGGUUGGCACGUCCUUGUGGGUGGCGACUUCGCUGUGGAUCUCCGCUACCGCAAGGGUGCAUGUGUGCUGCUGUUCAGCAAGACCAGCAAGAUAAAAGUGCUGUUGUACCGCACGACACCGUCCACAACUCCCCGCCCCAAACACGAGCACGAAGCACUAACUACAGAUACUGAGACGCUCAACAUCAAAAGAAAGAUCGUCGUGUUUGAGACCGACAUGGAAGACGACAUGAAGGAGGCCGUGACUGACAAGACCAAGCAACUCUGCAACUUCUACGAUGGUGUAGAGGACAACGAGACCAAAAUCGCUCAAGCUUUAAAGCACUCGUUGACGUUUGCGUACGGCCCGACGUGGCAAGUGGUGGUGUCGUCUUCGCGUGAACUGUGCUGUCUACCAAUCGCGGACGAGGGUACCCAUGCAGACUUUACGGUGGCGAAGCUGCGAGUCGUGGUGUACCGCCAUUCUGGUACCAGUUUGGAUCGCCAGUUGGACUCGGCACAAUUUGGCAAGCGCGUCGCCUUCGUUCUCGCCUCGAUCUGCUUGUUACUGUACGCCUUCUUGGCGUUGAAUUCACCGGAAGUGAUCGAGAGAUGCAAGGGUAGUGCAGUGGGUACUGGAGACAACAUCCCGGUAGAUGGAGUGCUUCUACCUGAGGGCUGUACAGCUGAGGACGUGAAGCGCGCGAAUGACCAUGCGUGGUGGAAGACUGCAGCCAUUCUGGGCAUGUCAGCCUUCACGAUGUUGGCGUCGGUCAUUCGCAUGUACAGUAAGUCGUUGGGCCCGAAAGUGAAGCGCGCGUAG